ACUCGACGUGUAUUUCGUAAAAGUUGGCCGUCAUCAGCCGUCAUUUUGUUAUAUUUGUGUAUUUUGUCGGCAAUUUUAUGUGAUUAAUCGUAAAAAAUGGCAAAAUUGGUCGAUAUAUACAAUUGCGAAAAGGAGCCCGUUAUUAAACGUCGGCAAUUACCACUUACUAUUUACGAAAAUCUAACUAUGAUUAUGGAUCUAAAUACAAUGGGCCUUAUUUGUGACAACCCUCAAGUUAAAGGUCGUGAAUAUGAAGAGUUCAUGCGCAAGUACAGAAUCCUUACGACAGACGAAUUAAAGUCAGCCCUAAGGGUCGACGCCACUGAUAUAUUUAACGUUUUAAAUCAAAGCAUUCCUUGCGUCGGCUGCCGAAGAAGUGUUGAAAGACUGUUUUACCAGUUAUGCAAAUCAGGACACCCAACUUUAGAUCCACUUAUUAUGAACACAGAUGAAAUUAUGACAAUCAGAGAAGAUAAAAUCAUACAUUCACAGUCACUAGCUACUUUGUUAAAUGGUCACAGUACUGGCAUUGAAUGCCUUAUUCUCAGUCAACCGAGGUGGAAGAAAUCACAGCGUUGCACAUUACAUUCACUUGAAGCUGGCACAGCGAGGGGAUGGGGUGCAACUUCGACCUGUGGGUGGGGAUGGGGCGCAUGGGGCUGGGGUGGCAGGGCUGCCUGGAGAGCGGCUUGGGAUGCGAUGAGGGCCUCGGCCCGGGAACACGUCACCUUAGUCCACUUCAACACCCUGCACGACACCCUUCACAACUAUCUAAGGAAACACAGAUUUUGUGCGGAUUGCAAGACAAAGGUAUUGAGAGCAUAUCAGUUAUUGGUUGAAGAGAAAGAGCCGCAGAAGGAGAAAGGUUACGUCGGUGCGUUAUACGGCGGUAUCAAACGUUGUUUGCUAGAUAAGCACCUACAUUUACAAGCCAAAACGGACUAUAUCGCACACCUUAUAGCCAGGGCGGAGCCGGAAUUGCUUGGGAACCAUCGCGAAAGACACGCCAAAACUUUAGAAAUUGCACAGGAAGAGGUGUUGAUAUGCCUCGGGAUAUGCAUCUACGAGCGCCUGCAACGCAUAUCGCUGCGACUGCGCGAGGAGGAAGGCACGUGUCAAACACUCGCCGCGGUCGCGGUGGAGGCGUUAUACCGCAAGUUCGAGACCGCGGUCGAGAUGAAGAGCGGCGUUUCCAAGCUCCAGCUGUUGUACGACGAAAUAACUCAGGAGGAAGUCACACGGCAGCAGAGGAAAGAACAGAAAAAACUCAAACGGCGUAAGAAGAAGGAGCGACAGGCGGGCGAAGGAAAAUGCAAGGAAGCAGACUCUGAGGAACCCGAAGAAAAGUGCCAAUGUGAGGAAUGUUUAAUGGAAGAACGAGACACGCCAACCGACUUGCUAUCGCCACGCGAAUACAACCAGUGCUACGAAGGGACGUUGCUGCAGUCAAGCGACAGUUGCCACUCGUGUCAGGAGGAUUACACAAAACACUGUUCACCUAAGAAAUUGGGAAAGCAGCAAACCAAAAACGGGAACCUCUCUCCAAACGAACAGCACGACUGCGGCUACUCGUCCGGAAAUAACGGUGGAUGCUGUGAGACUUUGUCUGGCUCAUCCUCUCUAAUGAGCUCUCCGGAAGGUUCCGAAGUCGCUUGUUCCGAAGGAUUCUGUAAUCAUGAGAGAGGGGACUGUUCGGAUAAUAAAAACGAUAAGAUAACAUGCACUGGUUUCACACUUUCACUGCAAGAAAUGCUGGACACAUGUUCAUCAGAUGAAGAGCAAGAUACCAGUUAUAUUCCCCUUGAAGAAGUAUUGGAGUUCAAAUCAAGAAUAAACAUAACAGAGAAAAGGCAAGAGCUUAGACAGAACCUUCGGCAGAAAUUUGCUCAGUUAUGUGUGAAUCCCCAAACACAGCCAGUCCCAAAGAAGCAAGGGAAAAAUUCUGCAUAACCAGUGUCAAAAUACUGUAACAUUCAAACUGCACACACGAAACCAGUAGCGAACAAAACUUUAAAAAAUACAUUACAAUGCAAUAAUUUAAGAUUUAAUUGUCAUAUAAUUAUUAAUUUUCUUGCAUAUUCACAAUGCUAGAUGCAUGUUAUAGAGCAAAACUGCUUUCCUUGCAAGAAACAAGGUACCAAUAUUAGUGGACUUAAGUUACAAAUAACAAUAUAGGGACUAAAUUGAUAUUCCAAGAAUCUUUUUUAAAUAAUGUCAAUAAAAUUUCCAAUAAAAAUCAUACUUCUGAGAUAAAAUAAAUUAAGUUCAAUGAAAUAUUAAAAUUUUGACGUACAAAUGUUAAAUUGAAUUUGAAAAAGGAAAAGGUGCUUAUAGGAUAUGUAUUUGAUAUAUUGUAACAGUUUAUAUUCUGUAAUAAUUAUAAGUUAAAAUAAAGUGCAUGUUUGAAUGAUUCCAACUAUUUAUGAUAUUAUGAAAUUAUAAUCGACUGGAAUGAAUAACCAGCAUUUAAUAUUUACUAUUAAAAAAUAUUAAAAGGCUUUGUAAUGAAAUAUAGUAGCAUUUUUGAUCAAAUCAUUUUAUUUUCAUGCUUUAUGUGACUCAGUCUUAUGUGGUACACAAUAGAUUAUUUUUGCUCCUUAUGAAAAUGCUAUAUCAGCAAAUUGUUAGGAGUUACUAUGGCUAUAUUGCCAUUGUUAUAAAAUCUGAAAACAUUUGUAACUCAGUUUUAAAUAUACUAUCAAGUCUAAA
Pararge aegeria (speckled wood butterfly) is the source of this 2709-nucleotide messenger RNA. Its product is annotated as gametogenetin-binding protein 2-like. Bases 97 to 1950 code for a protein of 617 amino acids. The record is from RefSeq and is a predicted model, not a curated record. Lineage: Eukaryota; Metazoa; Arthropoda; Insecta; Lepidoptera; Nymphalidae. The transcript is spliced from 8 exons. Gene Ontology annotation, cellular component: nucleus; cytoplasm.